AUGAUCAGCCGGCUGCACUGUGCUCAGCGUUGGGCGCUCCGGACUGAGGGAGUGCUGGGGAGAGGAGCACCGAGCGCUGCGGUGCCUGUGCGUUUUUCCAGCAGUGACAAGAGGGUAUUUGUCAUUCGUCCUUCACGUUACCAUGACCGGAAAUUCACAUCAUACCUUAAAUUCUACAUACUGCUUGGUGCGAUACCUGCAGGUAUCUUCAUAACCUUCAUCAAUAUUUUUUAUGGUCCAGCCGAACUGGCAGAAAUUCCAGAAGGCUAUGUUCCUGAACACUGGGAGUACUAUCAGCACCCAAUCACUCGUUGGCUGUCCCGCAAUAUCUUUCAUUCUUUUGAGGAGUCCUAUGAGAGAGGACUAGCUAUACUCUCCACUGAAAACGAGAAACGCCAGCUCAGGUUGUAUGAAGAUAUUGCCCGUGCCUCUAUGAGAAAGAAGGGAGAUGGUCCGUGGUAUUUUUAUGAAACGCUGGAUAAAAACCUCAUUGACCAUGAACCUAAAUCCGAACCUGAUCACUAA
Molecule: messenger RNA, 525 nt
Organism: Staurois parvus
Lineage: Eukaryota; Metazoa; Chordata; Amphibia; Anura; Ranidae
Source: the annotation of a GenBank genome assembly